AUGCGGUCCAACAUUAUUCUUUCCUUAGCGGUUGGCAGCCUUCCCUUGGCCGGAUCCAACCCGUUGCCCGAAGCAGCAAGCAAGCCCGGCACAUCCAACAACACAGUCCAAGGCUGUCUCAAUGCCGCCAAAGCACCGGUUUCCGUGCCCUCAUCCUCAGAUUGGUCCGACGACAUUCGGCCCUACAACUCUCGCUUGCAGUAUACUCCGGCCGUCGUCGUAACGGCUACCGACGUCAGCCACGUGCAGGCGGCCGUGAAGUGCGGAGCGCAGUAUAAUCUCAGGGUCACGGCGCGGGGUGGUGGCCACAGCUACUCCUCCGCAGGGCUCGGUGGUGAAAACGGCCACGUUGUUGUGUGGAUGGACGAGAUGUACGAGGUCACGUUGAACUCCGAUAACACUGCAACUGUUCAGGCGGGCGCGAGGCUCGGCCAUAUCGCGACGGAGCUGUUUGAUCAAGGGGGCCGGGCCAUCUCUCAUGGCUCAUGUCCUGGUGUUGGAAUGGGACAUGUCUUGCAUGGAGGCUUCGGCUUCUCAUCUUCAAUGUGGGGCCUUGCGGAGGACUGGAUCAUCGAGGCAACCGUAGUCACGGCCGACGGGAAGAUCGUCAAGGCAUCGCAGACCCAGAACACGGAUCUCUUCUGGGCCCUCCGUGGUGCAGGAUCUUCCUUUGGUAUCGUCACCGAGUUCAAGUUCAACACCUUUGAAGCUCCCUCCGUCGUCACAUGGUUCAAGGUCCCAUUCGCCUUGAAAAAGGAUAAGCUGGCUUCGGCUCUGGUGGCUCUCCAAAAGUAUGCCCAGAACGAUAAGCCUCUCGAGUUGAACAUGCGGGCCGUCCUCACCCACGACAUCACCUCGUUCGACGGUCUCUACUUUGGGACCGCAGACCAGACACGCACCGUGCUCAAGAAGUUCCUGUCCCCGCUGGUUAUCGACAUUGGUGGCGCCAACAUCACCCAGACUGACUGGAUCGGUCAGCUGGAGCACUUCGCUGGCGGGACUCUGGACCAGACUGGACCGCAGAGUCUAACGGAUACGUUUUACGCGUCAAGUCUCAUAACGAAGACGGUCUCGAAUGUGGGCUUCUCUGCCUUUGUCGACUACUACCAAAACACGGCAAAGUCGACAAACACUGACUGGUUCGUCUUGAUUGAUGUCCACGGCGGCAAGACCAAAACAGCUCAGGUCGCGAACUCGGCGACAGCAUACGCGCAUCGCGAUAAGGUAUUCAUGUGGCAGUUCUACGACUCCUCUGGCUUUUCCACGUACCCUAAGUCCGGGUACAAGUUCCUCGGUAACUGGAUGUUGUCCGUCACGGACACGAUGGCGAAGAGUGACUGGGGUCGGUACGUCAAUUAUGCCGACUCUCAGCUCAGCAAUGCAGAUGCGCAGGAUCAGUACUACCGGGAUAAUCUGGGGCGUUUGAAAACCAUCAAGGCUAAAUUGGACCCCAAGGGCUUGUUCACCUACCCGCAGGGUGUGGGCUCAUAA
Colletotrichum orchidophilum is the source of this 1491-nucleotide messenger RNA. Its product is annotated as FAD binding domain-containing protein. The coding region runs from base 1 to 1491 and encodes 496 amino acids. Lineage: Eukaryota; Fungi; Ascomycota; Sordariomycetes; Glomerellales; Glomerellaceae. Gene Ontology annotation, molecular function: FAD binding; oxidoreductase activity. The record is from RefSeq and is a predicted model, not a curated record. The transcript is spliced from 2 exons.